GCGAGCCCAUUCAUCUGUGCACUUGGGCGUUGGACCCCGCAUCUUAUUAGCAACCAGGGAGAUUUCUCCAUUUUCCUCUUGUCUACAGUGCGGCUACAAAUCUGGGAUUUUUUUAUUACUUCUUUUUUUUAAAAAACUACACUUGGGCUCCUUUUUUUGUGCUCGACUUUUCCACCCUUUUCCCCUCCCUCCUGCGCUGCUGCUUUUUGAUCUCUACGACUAAAAUUUUUUUAUCCGGCGUGUAUUUAAUCGGUUCUGUUCUGUCCUCUUCACCACCCCCACUCCCCCCUCCCUCCGGUGUGUGUGCUGCUGCUGCCGCCGCUGCUGCUGCCGCUGCUGCUGCCGCUUGCCCCGUCGUUACACCAACCCGAAGCUCUUUGUUCCCCCCUUGGAUCUGUUGAGUUUCUUUGUUGAAGAAGCCAGCAUGGGUGCCCAGUUCUCCAAGACCGCGGCGAAGGGAGAAGCCACCACGGAGAGGCCCGGGGAGGCGGCUGUGGCCUCGUCGCCUUCUAAAGCGAAUGGGCAGGAAAAUGGCCACGUGAAGGUAAACGGCGACGCUUCUCCCGCGGCCGCCGAGCCAGGCGCCAAGGAGGAGCUGCAGGCCAACGGCAGCGCCCCGGCUGCCGACAAGGAGGAGCCCGCGGCCGCCGGGAGCGGGGCGGCGUCGCCCGCCGCGGCCGAGAAGGAUGAGCCGGCCGCUGCUGCCCCCGACGCCGGGGCCAGCCCCGCGGAGAAGGAAGCCCCCGUGGAGGGCGAGGCCGCCGAGCCCGGCUCACCCACGGCCGCCGAGGGGGAGGCCGCCUCUGCCGCCUCCUCGACGUCUUCGCCGAAGGCUGAGGACGGGGCCACGCCCUCGCCCAGCAACGAGACCCCGAAAAAAAAAAAGAAGCGCUUUUCCUUCAAAAAGUCUUUCAAGCUGAGCGGCUUCUCCUUCAAGAAGAACAAGAAGGAGGCAGGAGAGGGCGGUGAGGCCGAAGGGGCCGCCGGCGCCUCCGCCGAAGGCGGCAAGGACGAGGCCUCUGGGGGCGCCGCUGCGGCCGCCGGCGAGGCGGGUGCGGCCCCCGGGGAGCCGGCAGCGGCGCCGGGCGAGGAGGCGGCCGCGGGCGAGGAGGGGGCGGCGGGGGGCGACCCGCAGGAGGCCAAGCCCGAGGAGGCUGCCGUCGCGCCCGAGAAGCCGCCCGCCAGCGAGGAGGCGAAGGCAGUCGAGGAGCCCAGCAAGGCCGAGGAGAAGGCAGAAGAGGCCGGGGCCAGCGCGGCCGGCUGCGAGGCGCCCUCGGCCGCCGGGCCCGGCGUGCCCCCAGAGCAGGAGGCGGCCCCCGCGGAGGAGGCGGCGGCCGCCCCGGCGUCGUCAGCCUGCGCAGCCCCCUCACAGGAGGCCCAGCCCGAGUGCAGUCCAGAAGCGCCCCCAGCGGAGGCAGCCGAGUAAAAGGGCAAGAUUUUUUGAGAUAAUCGAAGAACUUUUCUCCCCCCGGUUUGUUUGUUGGAGUGGUGCCAGGUACUGGUUUUGGAGAACUUGUCUACAACCAGGGAUUGAUUUUAAAGAUGUCUUUUUUUAUUUUACUUUUUUUUAAACAACAAAUUUUGUUUUUAACCCACUCCCCACAGAUCCCAUCUCAGAUCAUUCUGUUACCACCAUUCCAACAGGUCGAGGAGAGCUUAAAUACCUUCCUCUGCCUUGUCUCUUUUAUUUUUAUUUUUUGCAUCAGUAUUAAUGUUUUUUGCAUACUUUGCAUCUUUAUUCAAAAUUGUAAACUUUCUUUGUCAAUCUAUGGACAUGCCCAUAUAUGAAGGAGAUGGGUGGGUCAAAAAGGGAUAUCAGAUGAAGUGAUAGGGUCCACCAUGGAGAAAUUUAAGUGGUGCAUAGCAUUGCCAAGAUAAUGUACCACUAGAAAUGAUAGUGUAAAGGCUUAGUCUUUUUUUUUUUUUUAAGAAAAGUUAUUACGAUGUAUUUUGUGAGGCAGGUUUACAACACUACAAGUCUUGACUAAGAAGGAAAGAAAAAAAAAAAACACCGAUACCCAGAUUUUUAAAAAGAUCAUAGUCUUAGGAGUUCAUUUAAACCAUAGGAACUUUUCACUUAUCUCAUGUUAGCUGUACCAGUCAGUGAUUAAGUAGAACUACAAGUUGUAUAGGCUUUAUUGUUUAUUGCUGGUUUAUGACCUUAAUAAAGUGUAAUUAUGUAUUACCAGCAGGGUGUUUUUAACUGUGACUAUUGUAUAAAAACAAAUCUUGAUAUCCAGAAGCACAUGAAGUUUGCAACUUUCCACCCUGCCCAUUUUUGUAAAACUGCAGUCAUCUUGGACCUUUUAAACACAAAUUUUAAACUCAACCAAGCUGUGAUAAGUGGAAUGGUUACUGUUUAUACUGUGGUAUGUUUUUGAUUACAGCAGACAAUGCUUUCUUUUCCAGUCGUCUUUGAGAAUAAGGAAAAAAUCUUCAGAUGCAAUGGUUUUGUGUAGCAUCUUGUCUAUCAUGUUUUGUAAAUACUGGAGAAGCUUUGACCAAUUUGACUUAGAGAUGGAAUGUAACUUUGCUUACAAAAAUUGCUAUUAAACUCCUGCUUAAGGUGUUCUAAUUUUCUGUGAGCACACUAAAAGCGAAAAAUAAAUGUGAAUAAAAUGUA
This is a messenger RNA of Cervus elaphus (red deer), 2623 nucleotides long. RefSeq names its product myristoylated alanine rich protein kinase C substrate (gene MARCKS). The record is from RefSeq and is a predicted model, not a curated record. The transcript is spliced from 2 exons. Gene Ontology annotation, cellular component: plasma membrane; cytoplasm; actin filament bundle. Lineage: Eukaryota; Metazoa; Chordata; Mammalia; Artiodactyla; Cervidae. Gene Ontology annotation, biological process: central nervous system development; actin filament organization. Gene Ontology annotation, molecular function: actin filament binding; calmodulin binding. The coding region runs from base 425 to 1426 and encodes 333 amino acids.